Molecule: messenger RNA, 936 nt
Organism: Telopea speciosissima
Lineage: Eukaryota; Viridiplantae; Streptophyta; Magnoliopsida; Proteales; Proteaceae
Exons: 1
Coding region: 1-936 (311 amino acids)
Source: RefSeq, a predicted model, not a curated record
AUGGAUUCACUAAAAGCCUUGCUGACAACUCCAUGUGGCAUUCGUCAUACUAAGGACCACAUGAUCAUCUUACUUCUCUACGUAGAUGACAUUAUCCUUACAGGGCCCAAUGAACAUCACCUUGCUUCUUUCAUUUCUCAACUUGGACAGGAAUUUGCAAUGACUGAUUUAGGGAGUCUGCACCAUUUUUUGGGAAUUGAGGCAACGUGGUCCACCACCGGUUUGACACUCUCUCAAACAAAAUAUGCAGUAGAUCUUCUUAACCAAACUGGUAUGAUCGGAAGUAAACUAUGUACAACACCAGUCUGGUUAGGCUCCAAACUAUCAACGGUACAAGGGGAACCUUUACCAGACCCCAAAGAAUACCGUACAAUUGUUGGCGUGCUUCAAUAUCUCACCAUGACACGCCCUGACAUCUGCUAUGCCAUGAAUCAGGUUUGUCAACACAUGCAUGCCCCAACAACAGCUUAUCUCGUUGCCGUAAAGCGUAUACUACGCUAUAUCAAGCAUACAGUUGGGACUGGUCUACAUAUCCAACCGAGCCCUCUAUCUCAGCUUAUUGGCUACUCAGACGCUGAUUGGGCUGGAUGCCCUGACACUCGCCGUUCAACCACUGGCUUCUGCACUUAUCUAGGACCUAAUCUGAUAUCUUGGGGUUCAAAGAAACAACCCACAAUCUCAAGAUCAAGCUCAGAAGCCGAAUACAAAGCACUGGCUGUCACAAUGUCAAAACUAUUAUGGCUCUCAUAUCUCCUAGCAGAUCUAGAUGUUCACUUGCCUCUCCCAUUCAUCCUCCGUUACGACAAUAUACCAUCUACUCACUUGGCAGCAAAUCCAGUACUACAUGCCCGAACAAAACAUAUAGAGGUGGACUACCAUUUUGUUCGGGACUUGGUAGUCAACAAGAAGGUCCAUAUUAAAUUUGUUCCAUUUUGA